Molecule: messenger RNA, 2096 nt
Organism: Condylostylus longicornis
Lineage: Eukaryota; Metazoa; Arthropoda; Insecta; Diptera; Dolichopodidae
Product: beta-galactosidase
Exons: 8
Coding region: 54-1976 (640 amino acids)
Biological process (GO): carbohydrate metabolic process
Cellular component (GO): vacuole
Molecular function (GO): beta-galactosidase activity
Source: RefSeq, a predicted model, not a curated record
UUUGUUUGUAUAUACGUAUGAUAUUGGGCUAACCUCCUAAUUUGAUAUUAGAGAUGACUGCGGUAUUUUUGGCUCUUAUUUCAAUUUUUGCAAUCACAACAUGUGUUUCUUCAAAUCAAAUUAUUGAUAGUGAUAUAAAAGCGCCGAGAACAUUUGGAAUAGAUUACCCGAACAAUACAUUUAUUAAAGAUGGAAAACCAUUCCGUUUUAUAUCAGGAGAAUUUCAUUAUUUUAGGGCGCAUCCAGAAACAUGGCAACGAAAAUUAAGAACAUUAAGAGCAGCUGGACUUAAUGCAGUUUCAACUUAUAUUGAAUGGUCUUUACAUAAUCCCAGAGAAGGGUUUUACACAUGGGAUGGCAUAGCCGAUCUUGAACGAUUUAUUAAAUUAGCUCAAGCUGAAGAUUUACUUGUAAUUCUAAGACCAGGACCAUAUAUAUGUGCUGAAAGAGAUCUGGGUGGAUUUCCAUAUUGGAUUCUUAGAAAAUAUCCUGGAAUUCAGUUGAGAACAGCCGAUAUAAAUUAUUUGCAUGAAGUUCGAAUUUGGUAUGGUGAACUUAUGGGAAGAAUGCGACCUUAUAUGUAUGGUAAUGGAGGACCUAUAAUAUUGGUUCAGGUGGAAAAUGAAUAUGGAUCAUUUAGAGCUUGCGAUCAAAAAUAUCGUGAAUGGUUAAGGGAUGAAACUCACCAAUAUGUUAUGGACAAGGCAGCUUUGUUUACAAAUGAUGGGCCAUACGUAUUGAGGUGCGGAAAAAUUGAUGGGGUUUUAGCUACAUUAGAUUUUGGACAUGGUGAUGAUCUUAAUUUGGUAUGGAAAAAAUUAAGAGAAGUUGAACCACAAGGACCUCUAGUCAAUGCUGAAUAUUAUCCCGGCUGGUUAACUCAUUGGGGAGAGCGAAUGGCAAGAACCCCAACAAAAGUUUUAACCCAACCUUUUAUAGAUAUGUUGGAAAGUGGUGCUAAUGUUAAUUUCUAUAUGUUCUUUGGAGGAACUAAUUUUGGUUUUACAGCUGGUGCAAAUAGUGAUUCAAAUGGAAAUCAAUAUACAGCAGAUAUUACUUCAUAUGAUUAUGAUGCUCCCAUGGAUGAAGCAGGUGAUGCUACUGAAAAAUAUUUGGCUUUACGGGAAAUAAUUGGAAAAUAUUUACCACUUCCAAAUAUAACCAUUCCGGAGCCAGUACCGAAAAGACAUUAUGGAACGGUUCAAAUGACACCGAAUUUUUCUUUGUUUUCUAGAAAAGGACGUCAAAUUUCACGUGGUACUGUUACUGCUGAGUUACCUUUAUAUUUUGAAGCACUUGAUCAGUAUUCUGGAUUGGUUCUCUAUGAAACUAAAUUACCUAAAAUAAAAAAAGAUCCUAUUGUAUUAAAAGUUGACAGAAUUCAUGACAGGGGUUAUGUUUUUGUUGAUAAUCAAUAUGUGGGAAUAUUAUCACGUACACCACCAGUUAAUCAAUUAGCAAUUUUGGGUGAUUCUGGAAGAAAACUUCAAAUUUUAGUAGAAAACCAAGGACGUAUUAAUUUUAAUGUUCCAAAUGAUAUAAAAGGUAUUAUAGGUAAUGUUUACUACGAUGAAAGACUGCUUAAAAACUGGUCAAUGACCAAAUAUCCUUUGGAUGGAGUUGAAGAAAUUGAAUCUAUUAUUGAGAAACAAAAAAAUAAUAAUGAAGAACAUUUACCUCAAAUUAAAGAUAAAAUUCCACGAAAAGGUCCUGUUGUUUUUUAUGGUGAAUUGAAUAUAGCAGAAGAUAAUAUUGGUGAUACUUAUUUAGACACAACAGGAUGGGGUAAAGGUAUAAUUUUUGUUAAUGGAUUCAAUUUAGGAAGAUAUUGGCCUAUAGUUGGACCACAAAUUACGUUAUACGUACCACAAGAAAUACUUAAGAAAGGAGUUAACAAAAUAGUAUUAAUAGAAUAUCAAAAUGCUUCAUCACAAAAUAUUACAUUUACAGAUGUUCCUAAAUUAGAUUCUAAUUAAAUGUUUAUUUUAGUUAUUUAAGAUUUUAGGAUUACAAUUAAAAAAACUGUUUCAAUUAUGUAUACUUAAUAGUCAAUACUAUUUUACUUAUGAUAAAAAUUUAUGUAAAUAUUAAAAAUA